GUAAUGUGAAAAUUCAAGAGGUAUGACAUUCUUGUGUACCAACUAAUGAUUGCUUUGUUUUUAGAUGCCUUAGCUGGACCAAUUGUUGAUUCACAUGUGACGGCAGUUUGGGGGAAGAAAGUUGCACUGAAAUGCAUAAUUGAUGUAAACGAAACAAUUACACAAGUUUCUUGGGAGAAGACACAUGGUAAAAGUUCACAGACUAUUGCUGUUCAUCAUCCUGAAUAUGGAAUUUCUAUUCAAGGAGAAUACCAAGGAAGAGUGUCAUUUAAAAAUUACUCGCUUACUGAUGCAACAAUCAUCCUAAGAAAUGUAAGCUUUUCUGAUGCAGGAGAAUAUAUUUGCAAGGCAGUUACAUUCCCCCUUGGAAAUGCACAGUCAUCAACAACUGUAACAGUACUAGUUGAGCCUGUUGUGAGCUUAAUGAAAGGACCGCAUCCUCUGAUAGAUGGUGCAAAUCAGACAAUAGCAGCCAUUUGUACAGCAGCCACUGGAAAACCUGCUGCAGAGAUUGACUGGGAAGGAGGUCUUGGUGAGAUGCAAUCCAGCUCUACUUCCUUUCCAAAUGAAACUGUGACAGUUGUGAGUCAGUAUGCUAUAGUUCCGACACGAUUUGCAAGAGGAAGACUUAUAACUUGUAUUGUGAGACACCCAGCUUUGGAAAAGGAGAUAAGAUAUUCUCAAGUGUUGGACAUACAGUAUGCCCCAGAAGUUUCAGUAACUGGCUAUGAUGGGAACUGGUUCAUUGGAAGAGAAAACGUUCAGCUCAGAUGUAAUGCUGAUGCAAAUCCAUUGCCAAUGGAGUUCAUGUGGACCAGAUUGGAUGGACAAUGGCCUGAAGGAUUGCUAUCGGUCAACAAUACUCUGCAGUUCAGCAGCCCAUUGACUUACAACUACACUGGGACUUAUAUCUGUAGGGUGACUAAUUCCCUUGGUCAGAGAAGUGAUCAGAAGACUAUCUACAUAUUAGAUCCUCCUACUACUACCACUCGACUGCCCACGGUUCCCUGGCAUCCUUCGACUGAUGGCAUCACAGGUUUAGCAACAGAACCUAGAAUAAUAAAUAUCCCAACAUCAACCUUGCCAGCAAUACAGGAAGACACUUGGGGUACCGUCAUCGGUAGUGCGGUGGGGGGGGCCCUCUUCCUCAUACUUGUCAGUGUUCUGGUUGGAAUUAUCUGCUAUAGGAGAAGACGGACGUUCCGUGGUGACUACUUUGCUAAGAACUACAUUCCACCAUCAGAUAUGCAAAAAGAGUCUCAAAUAGAUGUUCUUCAGUCAGAUGAUGUGGAUUCUUAUCCUGACAGUAUAAAAAAAGAAAUAAAACAUCCAAUGAACAGCCUAAUAUCUAAAGAUUAUUUAGAAGACCCUGAAAAACCAGAGUGGAACAAUAUAGACAAUAUUAACAGGUACCAGGAACGUUAUGAAAGACCAAUGGAUUAUUAUGAAGGUGGAACAUUGGGAAUGAAAUAUAUGGGUGGUGAAUGUUAUGAUGACAAUGAAGAAGACUUUGUUUCUCACAUAGAUGGCUCGGUAAUAUCCCGGAGGGAGUGGUAUGUGUAGUAACCACUGAAAACUAUACUUGUACCUACAAUUCACUUCAUUGGCUGGUCACUUUCAGAUUGUUUAUACUUACACGUGAGGAGGAAUAAACUUUUUGAAUUUUUUUCAAGCUUUUUAUAUUGUGACUUGAGAAAUGGAAAUGUUGAAUCUGGGAAAAUGUAUUUGAGCUGCUUUAAUUUUUUUUUAAAUUUUUUUCUCCCAAUGCUGUACUACUGUUCAAGAUUUGAAUUUUAAUGCAGAGUGCUUAUAUUGGUCUAUGUCAGAGGUAACAAAGGCUAAAUUAAAGUUACCAUUCAAACUUGAUUAAGAAUAAGAAGUGGCUUUCUUGGCUUUCUGAUUGAAAAAGAAGUUUACCUAAGACAAUGAUCAAGUAUAAUCUUUUGGGGCAUUUAAUUUGCAGAUCUAACAUCUGUAAUGCAGAACAGUAAGUGAGUUACUGAAAUCUGACACCAUCGGUGACAAAUACAAUGCUUCUGUAUAGCAACUACUCUACCAAUUAAAAUAAGUUUCAGCAGAAUCAAAACUUUAUUUUUUAGAUUUUCUGCACAAAAAUGAAUACCUCUUAGCAUUUUAAUGAGCCUUCUUGUAACUAUGUACUUAAAAGUCAUUGCACUGAAAAUAAGUUAUCUAUGAACAAGACUCUGAGGAGUAACUGUGUGAACAGGUCAAAGGCUUGUCUUUUGAGUAAGAUGAAAAAAUAUUUUUUAUAGUCUUUGAUUUCUAAAAGCUUAUGCUAACGUGUGUAUACAUACAUACAAGUGAGGUAUUUUGUUAGGUCUGUGUUAGGCAUGAUGUCAAAACUCAUUACUGAAUACAAGACUCUCUUUGCAAGUACAUGUAAUAGUUUUAAAGACCUGUUAAUGAGGCUUUGUGGGAAUCCUAACUGUGAAUAUGAAAGCUGGAGAACUGAACACAGCUAGGAAGAAAACUCCAAUGGAUUUCUGAGUUGGAGAAGCGAGCAAGCUUGCAUAUUUUCCAGGAUGCCAAUAACACUGCAAGCCUGUGAAGAGGUGUUAUAAUGUUUACUAGAGAUUUUAUGACCAGUAGUUAAAAUGGCAGUUUUGCACUACUUCUGGAUAACAAGUUUGAAAAGUUACAAUGCUUGCUUCAAAGAGGGUGACUAGAACUUCAGGUUACUGGUAAAAAAGUGGACGUUGCGUUGCCACUUCAUGUAGUAAAAACAUACUAUGCAACAGUGCAACUACCGGAUAUAUGAAACAAAAGUCUAGAUAUACCAUGCAGUCUCUGUACCGCAGUGGAUUUGUUUUUCCCUGCAGAUAAUAUAACUGAUUUAACAAUAGGUGCUUGUUGUUUAAAAUGAUAUCAUAUGCGGGACAUCUGUUUUGUGAUCUGUAGUAGUUCUACUUUGUGUUGAGCAAGUUCAGCAAACUAAUUCUGCUGAUUUAUGUGGAGAGGAAUUGAAAUGAAAUAACUCUAGAUGAAUUGCGGUACAAUGAUAAAUUCAGAAUUAGAAAGAUCAGUUCUUUUGAAGUGCCGUUUUUAAAUGUCUAGCUGGAAAAAUAAAGUUUAUAAGGCUAUUAGUAUUUGAAACCUGAAAAGGGAAAACUGCCCAUUACAUUUAAAGUGAAAUGGACUGCAUAAUUAUGACUGCUUCAUGAGUAUUCAUGCUGGAAGUUCUUUUCUAUCCUCAUGGUAUUUGGUAGCUUUACAGCAUUUAGAGCUUGACAAAAAUAGUUAUUGAGUGUUGUAGACAAUACACUGUGAUCGCAUAUGACUGCAUGUCUUCAAAAAAAAAAAAAAAAAAAAUUAAGACAACAGCUUUAUUUGAAAUUCAAAUGAAAAAACUUCCCUAAACAACUAAAGUUCAUAUUUGGAUUAGCUGAGCACUGGUACAUGAUUGACCAAAGUCUCAAGUACAAUAGCAAAUGAUAUUCUAUGUAUCAGUAGUUUGAGUGCAAAUUCAAAGAAAGGAGUUGAGUUUCUUGUAGAAGGUUCUGAUCCAAAUUAUUUCUGAAAUAAAAGGGAUCAUGCCUCUUAAAACAAACAAACAAAAAAUACUUGAUAUAUCAUCUUUAAAAGAUGGUCCUACUCAGAAAUAAACGUAACCGUAAACCUGUUCUCCACAUGAGAUAUCUUGCUUGUGUCUCUGUGGAUUUUUGAGGGUUUUUUGUUCAAAAAAAUAUUUAACUACUAUUGGUGGAGAAUUUGAGAUGUUUUUGGAGUUGGAGUUGAUAAUAGGCAUAGGGCUUACAAGUGUUGCGAUGUUUUGUACGUUAUAUCUGCUGUAAAAAGAAUUGAUUGUAAGUGCAAAUGGCUGUUGUGUGAAUAAACUUUUGUUAUAUUCUCCAAUGUAGGUAGUGUUCAAAAAUGUUUGAAAGAUAUAUUCACAAAAGUGAAGGUGAACAGGUAUAACAAAAUCAAAAGUUGGGUAAAAGCAGCUAAAGAAAUUAAACCCCUAGGACCGGCUCUUUUUAGUAUUUCUUCUGGAAGACCCUAAGCUUACAAAACAAAAAGCUUACUGGCUUUAGAAACAAUUUUUAAAAGGGUGAACAACUGAGAAUGAUAAGUAGGGAUAGUUGCUGUCUAAACAAUUGCACAUUAAGCACAGCUAAUACAAUAGCUAGAAUUCAUUUUCUUAAAAUUCGCCUUGUUUUCAGAUGCUGUAGCUUUGCUUUAACCAUAUUUAUUGGAGUAAAACAAAUUCCACCUAUUUGUGACCAGCUGGUCAUACAUUGCUAUAUAGUUGGCACCAUAUCUUAGGUGCUUUCUGACUUGUUCAGCUUGGCAAGAUGGUCUGGGUUUCUGAUCAGUCCUAUGGUUAGACUGGUUUAAUUUUUGUCCCUACUUCUUUGCCAAAGCAAUUCAAAAGCAAAUUAAGUGAGCACUGUAAUAAUUGCACUUCAGUUCCUAUACAUUGCUACUCUUGUUCUAAGAGUACCUCUGUUUCCUGGUUUUGAGAGAGAAUUGAGUGGCUGUUGUCAUAUCACCCAAAACCAGAUUCAAUGGCCAAACUUUCGUUGCGCUUAUAAUACUUGAGGGUGUUACAACAGUAUUGCAGAACUUACCAGAAAAGGGCUGCUAAUGGUCUAUCAAACCGAAGUACACUAGGAAAUCUACAGGCAAGAAACUCUUCUAGUGAAGCUGUAAUCACAAGACCAGUAUCUUCAUGAAUUUUGGACCUAAUGCUGUUCUUCUGUUUCGUGCUUAAGCAAGAUGGCAUCCAGUGUAAGCACAUCCAGUGUAAGCUAAACUUGAGCCAGUUCAUGUGCCUAGUCCUCAUGAGAAAAGAGGAACUGGUUUUUUAGGUAUAUAGGGUAGUGUCUGACAGCAAAUGAAGCUUAUGUCAGGAAAGCUGUUUUCAUUAAAUAUAUUUCCUGAAAUAGAACACUGAUCACUUAAGAUGAUAGGUUACGUCAAUUUUGGAGUGAGUUAGCUUCCUGCUAUUAAGGUAUCAACAUUAAGGUAUAAAACCAUAGCUUAACGGAAGAAGUUAGGGGAAAAAAAACACUUAGUUCCAUUAUUUUGUGUUUAUCUAGUUAUUAUUUAAACAAUUCAUGUGAGUUCACCUCACUCCCGUGAGUGUUCUUUCAUAUGCUGUGAGAGGGCAGGAAUCCCUUUAUCAGAUUGGAAAUGAGCUUUUUCCAAAAUCAGGAAUGGAAGUAGGGUGACAUUAUCCAGCUUUCUGACACAGAAGCUGGACAGCGUUUGAAAUACAAGUAAUAGAUGCUUGUUCUUGUUUUUGAUACAGUAGUAGAGUGUAUAGCUGAAAAGGCUCCUAAAAUUCCCUCUGCUGAGAGACUGAAUGGAGGAGGAUUGAGUGGUAUUUGGAAAAACAUAGUAUAUGAUUGUUCCUGAAGGAAAAUGAUGAAAGUAUACUGCAUAAAAAUGCAUUACCAGGUAUAGAGCUGAGUAAACUUUAAGCUCCUUUGCCAUUACCUUUCUGAUCCAGUAAACAAUACAGAUCAGAGCAGUUGUUCCGUAUUUCUGCAUGUUUACCUACAUUUUGCAGGUAACAGUUUCACUGAAGCUAGUACGAAUUGUUAGAGUUGGGUGACUUUGUGAUAAGCCUGUUGAUGUAAAUAUGGAUAGUUUGCUGGUUGCAU
Struthio camelus australis is the source of this 5627-nucleotide messenger RNA. NCBI's taxonomy places the organism in Eukaryota, Metazoa, Chordata, Aves, Struthioniformes, Struthionidae. The record is from RefSeq and is a predicted model, not a curated record.